This is a messenger RNA of Danio aesculapii, 1832 nucleotides long. RefSeq names its product GTP cyclohydrolase 2 (gene gch2). Lineage: Eukaryota; Metazoa; Chordata; Actinopteri; Cypriniformes; Danionidae. Gene Ontology annotation, biological process: tetrahydrobiopterin biosynthetic process; tetrahydrofolate biosynthetic process. Gene Ontology annotation, molecular function: GTP binding; GTP cyclohydrolase I activity; zinc ion binding. The record is from RefSeq and is a predicted model, not a curated record. Bases 149 to 871 code for a protein of 240 amino acids. Gene Ontology annotation, cellular component: cytoplasm. The transcript has 6 exons.
GACAGAAUCUGAGUCACAGCUCCACGACGAUCAACAGGCUACCCAAGCACCGGCUGCAGUUCUGAAGCAACAUCUGCUCGACUUCUAAAAUAAAUAACAGGCUUUCAAGUAUUAUUAUUGUCUUCUAAAUAGUCAAUUAUUAGUCAGUAUGGAAUAUCAAAAGGCAGCAGAACUUAACAGUUUGUGCAAUGGCAAAAUCGUCACAGAGUAUCUCUGCCGCAAUGGCUUUAGCGAGUUGACGGUCGACACGAAAAAAGUCGCUGUCCAGCACAAAAACGAGACAUCCCGGAAAGAGGAGGAGGAUGAGUCGCGGUUACCUGCUCUGGAGGCGGCAUACACCACCAUACUGAGAGGACUGGGGGAAAACACCGACCGACAGGGUCUCCUCAAAACCCCUCUCCGCGCUGCUAAAGCCAUGCAGUUUCUGACCAAGGGCUACCACGAGACCAUCUACGAUAUCCUUAAUGACGCCAUCUUUGAUGAAGACCACGAAGAGCUAGUCAUUGUGAAAGACAUUGACAUGUUUUCACUAUGUGAACAUCAUCUAGUACCAUUCUUUGGCAAGGUUCACAUAGGAUAUCUGCCAAGCAAAAAGGUUGUUGGCCUCAGUAAGCUUGCAAGGAUCGUUGAAAUCUACAGUCGCAGACUUCAAGUCCAAGAGCGUCUAACAAAGCAAAUAGCGAUGGCAAUCUCUGAAGCCCUGCAGCCUGUUGGUGUGGCAGUCGUCAUUGAAGCAGCUCACAUGUGCAUGGUCAUGCGUGGAGUGCAGAAGAUGAACAGCCGUACCGUGACCAGUGCGAUGCUGGGUGUGUUCAGAGAGGAUCCAAAGGCCCGAGAGGAGUUCCUGGCCCUGGCCAAAAGCGCGCAGUGAUCACACUUCCAUCCCUUAAGUCCAUCAGUGUGUUUACAGCCAAACAGGUCAACGAUUGUGCUCUACUUUUGAAAAGCUCCAUGGUGCUAAGAGAAUCUCACUGAGCCAGAGCUGUAGAUAUUUUUUUUCCACCAGCAACAGCUCAGGGGUCUUCACUGUUUGCGUAUAUUUAAAUACUAAAUGUGAAUAUAUGAAGGAUCAGUGUUACUAUUUUCAAGCCAUUAUUGAAUGUCCAAACAUUCACAGAGCUGCCUUAAAAUUGAAUUUAUUAUGUGUCAUUUCUACUGUUAACAAUUACUAAAUUAAUAUUUUUUUCUUAUAUACACACACACUUGUCUAACCUUAUGAGUUUUUACAAAAAUGAAAACAAUUAAUAAUUUUGUACGCAACUUCCACAUUUUAUAAUAAGGUCUGAUUAAUUAGCACCAGUUAAUGCAUUUACUAACAAUGAACAAUACAUUUGUUUCUGUAUUUAUUCAUCUUUGUUAAUGUUAUUUUUAAUAUAGUCAUUCUUGGUUAGUUUGUUCUAUUAUCUCAGGUUUAUUAAAUAUUAACAUAUCCCACUUUUGAUUUUAAUUGUUUUGUUUGAUGUUGAAAUUUAGAAGUGCUUUAGAAGUGAGUAUUUUUCAUUGUUAGUUCAUGUUCACUAAUCUUAACUUAUUGGAAAGUUUAACCGCAACUUUUUUUAAAAACCAAAAACGUAUUUUUGUCUCUAAUUAGAAAAUAUUCAAAGUGCCAAAAAGCGAAGACGAUUUAUAUUUUUGAUGUUCCGCAAUUCAAUGAAAGGUUUCUCGGAUAUAUCUGUGUGGCUUCAUUUGUGUGCAUUUAGAAAAUGUUUAUUUAAAAUCAAAGCACUGCCAUUGUCACGUUUUUAUAUUAUGCACAGGUCUGAAUUGUACAAACAGAAAUGAAAGAUGUCAUUCACACAAUCUACAACAAUAAAGCACCAUUAUGAAAUCCA